UGGUUCGCUCCAGCUGUCCCUCUCCGCACGCAGAUCCGCGGCGCGCGACCCCGGUGUGACACCACGGCGCUUACGCGGCGCGGAGGGAGGCAAGGGCGCGCAGGCGCCGCAGGGGGAGUAAGGCCGCGCAGGCGCGGACGGCGUUGGUUGAAGACCUUCAGCGUUGCCCUAGCGGAGUACCUGCUCUCUGGGUGGAGAUAUGUGUAACACACCAACUUACUGUGACCUAGGAAAGGCUGCCAAGGAUGUCUUCAACAAAGGAUAUGGGUUUGGCAUGGUCAAAAUAGACCUGAGAACCAAGUCAUGUAGUGGAGUGAUGGAAUUUUCUACUUCUGGUCAUGCCUAUACUGAUACAGGGAAAGCUUCAGGCAACCUAGAGACCAAAUAUAAGGUCUGUAACUAUGGACUUACCUUCACCCAAAAAUGGAACACAGACAAUACUCUUGGAACAGAAAUCUCUUGGGAGAAUAAGUUGGCCGAAGGGUUGAAACUUACUCUUGAUACCAUAUUUGUACCGAACACAGGAAAGAAGAGUGGGAAAUUGAAGGCCUCUUAUAAACGGGAUUGUUUCAGUCUUGGCAGUAAUGUUGAUAUAGAUUUUUCUGGCCCAACCAUCUACGGCUGGGCUGUAUUAGCCUUUGAAGGCUGGCUUGCUGGCUAUCAGAUGAGUUUUGACACGGCCAAAUCCAAACUGUCACAGAAUAAUUUUGCCCUGGGUUACAAGGCUGCAGACUUCCAGCUGCACACUCAUGUGAAUGAUGGCACUGAAUUUGGAGGGUCUAUCUACCAGAAGGUUAAUGAGAAGAUUGAAACAUCAAUAAACCUUGCCUGGACAGCUGGCAGUAACAACACCCGCUUUGGCAUCGCUGCUAAAUACAAGUUGGAUUGUAGAACUUCUCUCUCUGCUAAAGUAAAUAAUGCCAGCCUGAUUGGAUUGGGUUAUACUCAGAGUCUUCGACCAGGAGUCAAACUGACCCUAUCAGCUUUAAUCGAUGGAAAGAACUUCAAUGCAGGAGGUCACAAGGUUGGGUUGGGAUUUGAACUAGAAGCUUAAUGAGGUUUUGAAUAAAGCAUUAGAUUUCUCCCCGGAGAUGAAGAGAAAUGAACCCACUAUGUUUUGGCCUUAAAAUUCUUCUCUGAAAUUUCAAAAGUGUGAACUUUUUAUUCUUCCAAAGAAUUGUAAUCCUCCCGCACACUGAAGUCUAGAGAUCAUGAGUCCAUCCUAAGGGAGGUGCUGGAAGGCAUGCCUGGAAGUUGUCAUACCUGUGCCACAUUUCAGUUCAGCUCCACAGUAUUAUUUUAAAUGUGAUCCUCAGCGACAGUGUAGAGUCAUGUUGUAAAGGAAAUAACCUGAUCCUCCAGUUUGUAUAUCACGUCCUGCAUGUCCCACACUACUUUUUCAUGACCUUUUAAUAUAUUGAUCUCUGUGCUGUAGUAGAGUCUUUGGUUUUGCAUCAGAACAAAAUAAAAUAAACCCAUCACAUUUGAAAAUAA
Phyllostomus hastatus (greater spear-nosed bat) is the source of this 1494-nucleotide messenger RNA. RefSeq names its product voltage dependent anion channel 3 (gene VDAC3). Gene Ontology annotation, cellular component: mitochondrial outer membrane. The transcript has 10 exons. Gene Ontology annotation, molecular function: voltage-gated monoatomic anion channel activity. Gene Ontology annotation, biological process: monoatomic anion transmembrane transport. Lineage: Eukaryota; Metazoa; Chordata; Mammalia; Chiroptera; Phyllostomidae. The record is from RefSeq and is a predicted model, not a curated record. Bases 200 to 1054 code for a protein of 284 amino acids.